GCCCUCUCGGGUUUGCUAGUUCGCGGGUCUUUGUCUCACGCCAUCUUUGCACUUGAGCGGUCAGAUGAGCCGGUCCGUGGGGCCGCCUCGGGCCUGUCAGCUGCAGGAGGCGGCCGGGGGCGCCAUGGGGCUGGUGUCAUUUGAGGAUGUGUCUGUGGACUUCUCCUGGGAGGAGUGGCAGGACCUGGAUGCUGCUCAGAGGAAGCUCUACAGGGACGUGAUGCUGGAGACCUACAGCAGCCUGGCGUCCUUGGGUCACUGCAUUACCAAGCCUGAUGUCAUCUUUAAGUUGGAGCAAGGGACUGGGCCGUGGAGAGAAGACGUCCCAAAGCUGAGUCAGCCAGAUGUCCAGAAAGUAACUGAACUGAAUGAAAUCAGCCAGGACAACGAAGAGAGACAUUUGUGGCAUCUUGUAAUUCCCAACAGCAACACACCAACUGAGGAGAAAGCUAAGCUAGGGAAAAUAUUUAAUGUGAGCACAAACUAUGUUUCAAAUCUGACUGUAAAGAAUGGAAAGUUUUCAGGGAUGAGGCCUGCAGCACCUGACAUAUGGCAGAGUGUGCUACCUCCUAAUGAGCCCAGUGACACACGGCCCAGAAAGGAAUGUGGUGGCUCUCCGACCAGCAAGAGCCGUCACAGGUUAUAUAACAGAGCGCCGAGUGCUCAGCAGCAUUUUCAAUGUAGGCAAGACGCGACAUGCAAUACAAGGGUAUCAUGGACCAAUGAGAGGUUUCACAGCGCUCAGAGUUCCUGUAAGUUUGCUGAGUCUCAGAAAGUGCCCGAUGAGGUAGCUCCUAAUGCCGAAGAGAUGAGUUGGGUAAGGGCCGAAACUUUUGAGUGUAGUGUUUGUAAGAAAGCAUUCUGUACAAAGUUUAAGCUCACUAAACAUAAGAAAAUACACAAAGGACAGAAAUAUUACAAGUGUAGUGACUGUGAGAAAACCUUCGCUAAGAAAUCAUACCACAAAAAUCAGAGAGUACAUGCAGGAGUCAGGUCCCAUAGAUGUAAACAAUGCGAGAAGUUUUUUUCUCAGAAAAAACAACAAAAUGUGUUCCAGAGAGUGCCCAAAGGAGCAAAACUCUAUGAAAUGUAUCAGUCUGAAAAAAGCUUUAAUGAGAAGCCAACUCUCCGGAGAACCCGUGGAGGUUCUAAACCCUUUGGCUGUGACCUGUGUGCAAAGUCAUUUUACCGGAAGUCACACCUCAGCAGGCACCAGAGAAUUCACACUGGCGAGAAGCCCUAUGGAUGUAAAGAGUGUAAGAAAGCGUUCUACCAUAAGUCCUCCCUCACCAUACAUCAGCGAACUCACACGGGCGAGAAGCCCUAUGAAUGCAAACAAUGCAGGAAAACCUUCUACUGUAAGUCAGACUUGAACGUACAUCGUAGGAGCCACACAGGUGAGAAACCGUAUGAGUGUGACCAAUGUAGAAAAACCUUCUACUCUAAUUCACACCUCCUUAUACAUCAGAAAAUUCACACAGGUGACAAACCAUAUGAAUGUGAAGAAUGUCAGAAAACAUUCAAUCGUAAGUCAAACCUUACUGUCCAUCAGAAAACGCACACAGGUGAGAAACCUUAUGAAUGUGACAUAUGUGGGAAAACUUUCCACCGGCGAUCACACCUCCUCAUGCAUCAGGGAACUCACACUGGUGAGAAGCCCUUCGUGUGUAAAGAGUGUGGCAAAGCCUUCUACCAGAAGUCCAGCCUUGGCAGGCACCAGAGAAAUCACACAGGCAACAGACCGUACACAUGCGAAGAAUGUAGAAAGACAUUCCUUCACAAGUCCUCUCUCACUGUCCAUCAGAGAAGCCACACGGGCUAUAAACCGUUCUCCUGUGAAGAGUGCAGCAAAACCUUUUACAGUAAGUCCCAUCUCACCGUGCACCAGAGAACCCACACAGGUGAGAAGCCCUAUGUAUGUAAGAUGUGUGGGAAGGCUUUUCACCAGAAAUCCUACCUUAACAGGCAUCAGGUGACCCAUGAAAGUGAGAAACGGUUUGAAUGUCAAGAAUGUAGGAAGACAUUUUAUCAUAAGUCUUCUCUCACUGUUCAUCAGAAAAUCCACCUGAGGGAGCGCCUGUCAGUGUAAUGUGGAAAGGUCUCUUAGCAAAAACCAUCAGCAGGCAUCAGACAAAUCACACAUAGGGGAUAGCCAGAAAUGUGAUACUGUGGACAGUUUGUUUUUUUUUUUUUUUUUUUUUUUUUGAGAAGAAAAUUCUGUGUGGCACAAGCUGGCUGUCUUCUCUGGCUCACGGUUGUCAUUGUGUGGCCUGUGUGACCAUGUAGCAUCCCUACAGAAAAAUGUGUGUAUUUAUGACGAUCAUUACUUGCUGCCAGGCCCACAGAGGCACUUAGAGUUUUUUUCUGCCUAAAUUCUCAUGAGCUGUAGAUCUGAGGUGAAUGUGACCUGCAAGGUGGCCUUGGCAUCCUGUCAGAAAGCCACCGAUGUAAGAGAACUAAACAACUGAUGGUAGAGGGCAGAGCUGUCUCAAUUUUAUCCACAAAUAACUUUUUUAGUUUAUUUGAGGAAUGCUUUCUCAAGCAUUGUGCAUGGUGCUUUGGUAGGAAUGCAAACCCUCUGUAACUCAAUAAAACUGAGAGAACUUACAUGCUCUUUAAUAGUUCAAAGUUUGUACACAAGGGGAACCUGUGUAACAAGUUGAGAAUACUUUAUCAGAAAAGUUUUAUUGAAUGUUUUGGUUUUGGUUUUUCGAGAUAGGAUAUGUAGCCUUGGUUGUCCUGGACUCUCACUGUAGACCAGUCUGAACUCACAGAGAUCCACCUGCUUCUGCCUCCCAAGUGCUGGCAUUACAGCACUGAGCCUGUCUCAUUGAACAGUUUGAAUAAAUCAAAUAUUGAUAAGUUAAUGUGUGAAACUUUGAGCAAAACUUUCCUGUCAGAAGUUUAUAGUGAAGGAAAACUAUCAGUUUUUGUUACUAACUUUCCAAUGGAGGCAUACAUGCACCAAUAAAUGAUAUUGUCUGUC
Molecule: messenger RNA, 2986 nt
Organism: Meriones unguiculatus (Mongolian gerbil)
Lineage: Eukaryota; Metazoa; Chordata; Mammalia; Rodentia; Muridae
Product: zinc finger protein 39-like
Exons: 4
Coding region: 65-2089 (674 amino acids)
Biological process (GO): regulation of DNA-templated transcription
Source: RefSeq, a predicted model, not a curated record